GAUAUUGACCUAUUUAGUGGGGGUCUUCUUCCUUGUUACUUUUGCGGCUCUUGACAGGAUGUCCAUCCGCCAAGAGCUGAGGUGUGCCAAUUUUGGCUUAAAUUAUUUCAGGGAGGAUGUGUUCUACUUACCACAGUGGAACUGGCCUCCCAUGGUCUUCAUAAUCUAUAGAGUGGUGAUGGCUCUUUAUUGCAUGGUCUGGGUCAUAUAUGCUGCAUCCAUUUCUCCUACAGCUAACCUAAAAGAGCCGUGGUGGGCCUGGUUGACUAACUGGUCGUAUAUUGUAUUAACAUGCCACAUGGUGCUUGCUGCGGCCAUCUCCCUGUGGCAUACACCUAAACGUUGCAGCAGGAAUAACAUUGGGAUUGAAGCAGGUGGGGGUAAUUCAAAGGACACGGCCCAGCAGGACCAUACUUACUACACCAAUCCUGCUGUUAGCGCAGAUGCCGCCAUAGAUACCACGACAGAUACCACCACAAGUGCCUCCCUUGGUCAUGGCGCCUCCAGCGGUACCAACCUGGUGGACACGGAAAAUGGGGCCAAAGAGACGUCAGCGUCGAUUCGCUGGUACAUGAAACUGGAUUGGUUGCUGUGGACUGUUGCGAGUGUUUGCGCCAUUAUCGUCAGCUUGGUGAUCAUGGUGUUCGCCUACCCAGUCCUGAAGGGCAUUCCGACACCGGUGGACUUCCAAGUUCAUGUGGCCAACACCAUACUCGUUCUGAUCGAUACCAUUGUCGCAGGAUAUCCAGUGCGCAUACUGCACGUUGUCUACGUGCACGCGUAUGGGUGCGUGUAUGUGGUGUUUAGUGUAAUAUACUGGGCUGUUGAUCACACUAAUGUGAUGUAUCCUGUGUUAUUGGAUUGGAAUGGUCCAGGGUAUACCUUCAUAUCUCUAGGGGUUGUGUUUCUUAUUGUUAUGCCUUUGUUGCAGUUGAUAUAUUACGGCAUUUUCAGAUUGAAAUUGUAUUGUUUGAAAAGAUCACCUGCUCCAAGUGGUGAAGUUCCACUUUAAGAAGAAGAAUUUUGAUGUGUCCAAAUUUAAAAAUAGAAACUGGAGUUAACAUCUCAGCCAUACUGGAAGUUAUCACACCGAGUAAGAUCGUGGUAUAUAUAAUACCAAUAUUUAUAUUUUGGACAUAUCUCUAUAUGCAGUAUAUCAGGGUCGUCACAAGACAAUUUAAUUUUUUUUUUUUUUUUUUUUUUUGAGUUUGAAAAGUUAAGUAUUAAUAAUUCAUGGGAACAAAUAUAGCUAGUAAACAUUGAAUACUAGGGUAAGUUUCUACUCAUGAAGUAUUUAAUUCUAAUUUAUUAGUUUUUAUUAUAUUAUGUUAAUUAGAUUUUGAGACCAGAACAAAGAAUUGUUUAAAUAUUUAUUUGAUGCAAAAAGGAUCAAAAUUUGAAAGUUUUUUUUAUUACUGUUUUUACUUAAAUCCACAUGUUAAGAGUAAUUUAACAUUAUAGCUAUUGUUAAAUGUAAUUUGUCUUUGGACCAUUUUUGGAAAUAAUUUUGAACUUUUUUUUUGUUCUAUGUGAAAGUGCUUCAAUUGGUGAUCAUGAGCAGGUGUAGAAAACGUGGUAUUGUCAUCAAAACGAAAAACAGAUGAACAAAUUUAUCUCUGAAUUUACUUUUCAAAUUUUCCCCAGCAGAUACAUGGGAUCAAUUUUUUCUAAAAAUUUACUUUUCACAUUUUCUCUACCAAAGUAGAGAUCUUUACAACUGAAGCUCUCAUGAAAUAUUAUUAUAUAAAAAUACAAUUGAUGUUAUUGCAGAAAAAAUCAAAAUAAAAGUGCCAUGCAGUGUGUCGUAGGAUUGAAAUGCUUGUAAUUAUAGUAGAGGGGGUAAAGAAAGAUGUAACAGAGGGAGCUCCACUUGGUCUCACCUCAAUCUGAUGCAACUUAUAUGCAAUAUGUGUAAUCCAAGAAACAUUUAUUAAUUAACCACGCCCAACUUCUUUUUCUUUCUUUUUUAUUUUUUUCUGGUUUAUAUACAAGUUAAUUGAAGUUAUUCUGAAUAUUUUAAUAUUUUUCUUGUGCAAAAUAUCGUUUUACAUUCUUAUGUACAUUUAGUGAUCAAAUAACACUUGUAGUGCCAAAUGUUAACAUUUCAUGUGUGAUUUAUAAAGAUCAAAGAUAUAUUUUACCUUUCUUUUUAAUUUUAUUGCCACAGCUAUGCCAUUUUUACAUGCAUGUGUAUUUCACACUGAGUAGUAUACUUUUUUACUCUUCUGUGAAAGUGUAGCGAACAAAUACAAAAAUGUGGUUAACAUUUGUUUUUCCUUUCUUGUUUUUUUGCUUCAAAAGUUCUUAUACAAAAUGUGAUAUUUUUAUACUGUUGUAAAAAUUUAAUUAACAAAUUCCACAAGGGCCUUAUCACUUUAUAUAUUAUAGUAUAUAUUUAUAGUUAAAAUAUCAUAUACUAGUAGUUUUUAUACUACCAUAAAAGAUUAUUUGACUAAUACCUUUUUAUAUUUAUUUGUUAAACUUGUGAAAAUUCAUCAAUCAAGUGCCAUAUUAAUGUUCUAGAAGUUUUGUAUGUAUAGCUUAGAAACUGUCAAAUAUUGUUUACUACACUGCCGUGAUAAAUGAACACAUAACACAUACCUGUAAAUGCCUUAUAAUAUUUAUAUAGUUUAAGAAAUGUUGUGUUUUGAAAUUGCUGUAAAGGUUGAACAAAUGCCACAUAAAUGAACAUUUUUUUAUUUAUAUAAGAGUGAAAUGUAUAAAUGACCAAUACUAUUUAGGUAAUACAGCAUGACUUUGCAUGUUCUAUGGUAUGAAUCUGAAUUAUUUGUUUUAAAAUUGACAUAUUGAAAUAUUACAACAAUAUUAAGACAGGGUCUUCCACACAAAGCUGUAUGCUUUAUACUGAACAAAGACAAGAGUAUCAGUUAUGUAUCCACGCCUUUGCCACAGUGUGACAAACCUUUAUAGACCAGGAAAGUAAUAAUUGUGAAAUCUUAAUUUAAUUUUAUGUUGCACUAAGUUGCAUAAAGUAUUAUAAAUCUGCAAUAGUGAAGGGAGUAUUUUGAUAUAGACAUUUGUAUUUUAAAGAUGGAUCAGUUAAUCAUUAGUUGUUAUACAGGAUUUUUGAAAAAUUAAUUUUUGUAUAUUUUCUAUUAUUCAUAUUAAUUUGUCUGAAAGUAUUCUGUUCUUGUUAUAGAACAUGUCAGUUUUCAAUGCUUUUUAAUGCUUAAUCCCUCAAACGCGAGAAAAUGAGUUUGUUAAAUAAAAAUGCUCUAAUUGCAUAUGCUGUGUAUGUUGUAUGUACUGUACCACAUGAAACAA
This is a messenger RNA of Lingula anatina, 3285 nucleotides long. RefSeq names its product protein rolling stone-like. Lineage: Eukaryota; Metazoa; Brachiopoda; Lingulata; Lingulida; Lingulidae. The record is from RefSeq and is a predicted model, not a curated record. Gene Ontology annotation, cellular component: membrane.